UCAUUUUCCAAUUGCGAAGUGAUCGGUGUUAAACGGCGUUAUCUCCCUUCAGUGCAUGAGCAGGCUACUUCAUCUGGGGCAAUGGAUCCGCCUCUAACGAGCGCCUCCGACUUACUGUACGGUAACUCAUUUGGCAGGAGUGUGUUCGCCUGAAAGGAGCAGCGGGCAUGGUGAUUGCUCACCUUUGAGGUGUCGGAGAUGGACGCGGGAGCAGGCGAGGAGGAGGUGGAGCGGGUGUGGUCGCUGCUGUCAUGGGGAGCCUCCUGCGUGAUGGUGUUUGGGGGGGUGCUGCCUUAUGUUCCCCAGUACCAGGAGAUCCAGAGGACCAGCAACACUGACGGCUUUUCCACACGAGUCUGUCUGGUCCUGCUGCUGGCCAACAUCCUCAGAAUCUUCUUCUGGAUUGGCAGGCAGUUUGAGCUGACUCUCCUACUUCAGAGUGUGGUGAUGAUUCUCACCAUGUUGGCGAUGCUGCACCUGUGCUGCUCUGUCCAGAACUCCAGCCGGGUCGCCACCAAACAGCACCACAUUACAGAUCUGGACCUACGAUAUUUCUGGUGCUGGAGCGGCUUUGAAGACUACCUGCUUUUCUGUUUUGCCUUCACCAUGAUGUGUGCCUUCGUCACCUUCCUGUUGCUCGACUCUACGCUGUUUGUGGAGACACUUGGCUCAUUGGCAGUCCUUUUUGAGGCCAUGCUUGGCCUUCCACAGCUGCUGCAGAACUUUCAGAACCAAUCCACAAGGGGCAUGAGUGUGAAGAUGGUGCUGCUGUGGCUGGCAGGGGAUGCCUUCAAGACGACAUACUUUGUGGUGAAUGAGAGCCCCGCCCAGUUCUGGAUAUGUGGGGCUGCCCAGAUCCUUGUGGACGUGGCCAUCCUGCUGCAGGUGUUCUACUAUGGCCAGGAGACCAGGGCCAAGCUUGGCUGACCACACCCGCAGUGGCCAUGCCCAGAUGUCUGUGUCCUGCACCACUGUGUCGUAAUCAGCAGCUUGUUCACAAUCUGCCCUCGGUGGUGUAUUUUAAAUGAAACGCGUUUUGGGGGAUUCUCUGAGCCCCAGUGGAAUAGGUGCUGCAGGGAGAGUCCCACUUUCAGCAGCAGCUUCAGGGUCACUACAAUUAAAGAAAGUAAAUCACCUGUCAAUCACAGAGAAUAAAUCACCUGUCAAUCACUAUCAGACAAUACAUCACCUGUCGUUCAGUCAGAGAGUAAGUCCAGUAUAGACCACUGAUGUGUAGUUGCUGUUUAGACUUUGGCUGCUGGUAAAAUCUUUCUAUUUUAUAAUUUUAUAACUAUGUUACUUCUGCCAAACAUACAUAACGUGAGGCUGUUACAUUUAAAUAACAAAGGGGUUUCAUUGUACAUAUUUUGAGACUCAAUUCACAUUACAGCUCAUUUUUGAUUAUCAGUUCUAUCAGUCUUUUAUUAGACAUAAAAAGCUUUGCCAGGAUGUUUUCCAGCUAUAAGUGAUGCCUCAUUCCCAAUGGUACUGUACAAAUGGUCUGUUUCUGUUACAUUUUUAUAUCACAUUUUCCAUAAUUUAGCAGAUGUUCUUAUCAAGAGUCACUUGCAAAGUUAAACAAUAGUGGAACAAGAUAAUUUGCAAAUACCACAGUGAAAAGGAUACUGUAUUAAAUAUUCCUCUAUUUUAUGUAAUUUUUGCUGGCCAUAUUUUUCAUGCCUCUAACAUGCCAUGAAUCACAUCAAUGGUAAAUGAACUCAAAUAUAACUCAUCAGGAAUGAAACAGAUUACCUGGGGUAGAAGUUAAGGUGUAAUAGUAAAAUGUCAUGGUUA
Messenger RNA from Megalops cyprinoides (Indo-Pacific tarpon), 1794 nucleotides. RefSeq names its product solute carrier family 66 member 2. The transcript has 5 exons. The record is from RefSeq and is a predicted model, not a curated record. Gene Ontology annotation, biological process: phospholipid translocation; retrograde transport, endosome to Golgi. Gene Ontology annotation, cellular component: endosome; trans-Golgi network. Bases 199 to 927 code for a protein of 242 amino acids. Lineage: Eukaryota; Metazoa; Chordata; Actinopteri; Elopiformes; Megalopidae.